AUGAGCAAGUGGAGUACGAAUGAAAUGCCAACAAGCAGUGGUCAUACGAAUGAUAUCAUCGAGGUGAAAAGACAGGACCAGACCCCCAUCACAAGCCUCCAGGCCAGCAUCGAUGCCAUGCAGGAAAAGCUCGAUGAAGUCGGCAAAAUCAUCUACAUCGGAUCAGUCGAGCAGGUCUGUCUACAGCUCUUCGACAUCCAAGAUGAGUUCAGGGUACAGGUAGGGCACAAAGCUGCGACUUGCGUGCCAAAAAACGUCGAGAAAUUCCAGCACAAUGCGAAGAAGAAUGUUGAUGUGUUUCAGUCGAGCAUUGGCCAACUCGAUGCGAGGGUGGGAAAGCUGCUGGAAGAUACGACUUGA
Messenger RNA from Fulvia fulva, 360 nucleotides. RefSeq lists its product as uncharacterized. NCBI's taxonomy places the organism in Eukaryota, Fungi, Ascomycota, Dothideomycetes, Mycosphaerellales, Mycosphaerellaceae. The transcript has a single exon. The record is from RefSeq and is a predicted model, not a curated record. Bases 1 to 360 code for a protein of 119 amino acids.